Messenger RNA from Penaeus vannamei (Pacific white shrimp), 597 nucleotides. NCBI's taxonomy places the organism in Eukaryota, Metazoa, Arthropoda, Malacostraca, Decapoda, Penaeidae. The record is from RefSeq and is a predicted model, not a curated record.
AUGUCGUAUUUUUGUCCAUUUUUUAAACGUUCGUAUUCACCUGAAUGUGUUGAAGACCACUUCAAAACCACCACCAUCAAACACAACAACCAUGCAGCGCACCAGCUAACCACCACUAAUCAAACAUCAUCCACACAACAACCCACCAUCACCACUGACAACCGCACCAACCAUCACCAUCACCACUACAACGCACCCAGCCAAUGGUCACCAUCAUCCACUACAAACCACCCCACCCAUCACGACUACAAACCACUUCAGUUCACCACCCACCAUCAACAUCACAACCAUCACCCGACCCCACUAACAAAACCACCCACUAUCAACAUCAACCCACCACAACAUCCCAUCACCACUGGAACUACCACACAUCACCAUCACCACUCAAACAACCACAUCCAUCACCACUCACAAACCACCACCAUCCACACUACAAACCACCACUCAAACCACACCCAUCAUCCACCAUUGCCAACCAACAACCCACCAACCAAUCAUCAAGCCACCAACAGGACCAUACACCAUCACCAACACCACUACAAACCAUCAACCGAUCGACUCACUGACAAACCACCACAGUGGCCACCAUCACACUAA